UCGGUGAAGAUAACAUAAAAAUCCAAAGUUGCUGUUCUGAAUGCACUACAAAAUAAAUAAAUAAUAUAUAGAUAGGAUAUUGGAUAUUACGAAAUUGCCUCUUGCCUGGCGAGAACCCAUUUGUCCGCAUAGAUAGAAGAUAGAUGUCAAAUUAUUAUCUUUACUUUAGCACCACCUAAAGGCUAAAACCUGUCAUUGUUGCGUGGGGCUGGCCCAAUGUUCUGUGCAUAUUUUACAGAGUUUGACUAAUGUAUUAAUCGUAUUAAUAUUUUUUAAGCCUGGCGUGGGGAAGUUUCAAAUUGCAGAUGAUGGUCUGUUAAUGUCAAUUUAUUAGCACAUAUAACUGUACGUUUACUUCGAGAUUAUUCGUAAAUCAACAAUCUAGCAACCGACUCGUUGCACUGUUCGUUGUAGUGGGGGGAAUAUUUCGAGUAGCUCCGUUUUCCAUUCGGACUGAAUAACACGACGGGCCACUUAUAGAAUUUCAGUGUUCGGGUCAGCUUGUAACAGCAAUGUAUCUAUAAUAAUACAAUAUAAAAACACGAGCGUAUCUGCAGUUUAGUAUACGAGGGAUUAUAUUUAUUAAGGUACAAUAUUCAGUGGUGUGUGUUUCACUGAUCGAGUCCGGAUGCACUUCUCAUUCGCAAGAGAAAUCCAUGUGACCUUAAUUUGGAACGACAGAGUUGACUAAAGAAAGACAACCAAAUCUGGAUUCUUUCCUGUGACAAACAAUACCCUUUCCAGCAAAAAAACUAGGGGGAUUACUUUUGUAGACAAUGGCUUUGGUCACAAACAGACUCAUGUGUAUUAAAAACAGUCGUGCAUACCUUAAAGCAAGCUUGUACCCUCUGUCCAAUGGGGUACCCCCUGAACAGGCGCACACCCGGCGCUAUCGCAGGCCUGGUGUGCCACCAGAAAACAUUCCUCCCUGGAAGAGAAUUAACUUGAACUUUGCCAAGGGUGUAGAGGGUGUGAAAAAGCACUUUGGCCUCCUGAAAAAAGAGAUGCUGGAUCGUUUCGAGGGACCAGAAGGGAGACCCUUGAAGGAACACAUUCUGGAGCAGACGCGGGUGAUCUGGGAAUUCCGGGGCCCGGAAAGCCUGGCACAUUGGGUGGCGUCUUCAGACAGGGAGAUUGGAGGGAAGAGUGAGGCAUAUAUGAAAAUGGGUAGAAACAACCUUACCGUUCUGCUGUAUGGGAACCUCUGCACUGAGGUUCCCAGAGAUGGGGAGACAAGAUAUAGUGGGUACUGCUCACUACGAUCGAAGCAGUUACUGGGUGCUUUUGAUCGUAAGAAGCACCAUGACUGGUCCAGUUUCAAUUCCCUGUACCUGCGUAUUCGAGGAGACGGGCGACCGUGGAUGAUCAACAUUGCAGCCGAAACAUAUUUCUCUCAUCAGAAGGACGACAUGUACAACUAUUUCCUCUUUACUCGGGGUGGACCCUACUGGCAAGAUGUAAAGAUUCCAUUUUCAAAGUUCUUUCUUUCCAGCCGUGGGAGAAUACAAGACAGCCAGCAUCCUCUCUGGUUAGACAAGAUCAACACUAUUGGCUUUACCCUGGGUGACAAAGCUGAUGGGCCAUUUCAGCUGGAGAUUGACUUCAUUGGUGUGUGCAACGAUCGGGCACACACAGAGGAGUUUGCUUAUGAGAAGUACAAGAGGAAUCCGGAAGUUUAACUUCUCAUAUUGACUGAGCUUUGGGAAGAUAUGCAUGUAAAAGUAUUGAAAUAUACUCUAUAUGAACAGACCAUUUGCAAGUGUAUUGGUUUUCAGAACAGGUCUCUACAAGGUAAACUUGCAGAGGGGCAGAAUCAGAUACAUUGAUGUAUAGUUAGAAGUGUUUAUACAUUUACAAGAACAUUCUCUAUAUACCUGUAUACUGUGAAUAUUUAAUGACCUUGGCUGAAUUUCAUAAAACCUGUGUAAACAAUAGUACAUCAACAUUAAAAGAAACUAUGGUACUUA
Polyodon spathula (Mississippi paddlefish) is the source of this 1967-nucleotide messenger RNA. RefSeq names its product complex I intermediate-associated protein 30, mitochondrial-like. The transcript is spliced from 5 exons. Gene Ontology annotation, biological process: mitochondrial respiratory chain complex I assembly; mitochondrial electron transport, NADH to ubiquinone. The coding region runs from base 777 to 1679 and encodes 300 amino acids. The record is from RefSeq and is a predicted model, not a curated record. Gene Ontology annotation, cellular component: mitochondrion. NCBI's taxonomy places the organism in Eukaryota, Metazoa, Chordata, Actinopteri, Acipenseriformes, Polyodontidae.